Messenger RNA from Solanum tuberosum (potato), 1872 nucleotides. Its product is annotated as zinc finger CCCH domain-containing protein 62-like. NCBI's taxonomy places the organism in Eukaryota, Viridiplantae, Streptophyta, Magnoliopsida, Solanales, Solanaceae. The coding region runs from base 36 to 1712 and encodes 558 amino acids. The transcript is spliced from 9 exons. Gene Ontology annotation, molecular function: metal ion binding. The record is from RefSeq and is a predicted model, not a curated record.
UGAGCCUCAAGUCUCUGAUUCAGCCAUUCAGGCCCAUGCCAAACUUUAUCGAUGCAGAAAACAGUCCAAUCAAGCAGCAAUUAGAGUACAAAUUUCGGAAACACAAUCCACUCAACAACGGUAAUAUUUUCAAAUUAAAACCCUAUUUGAACAAUAAUCUCAUGAGCAAAGAAAUCAACAAUCAACAGAGAGCUCUUCAAGCAUCAUCAUCCAGAAAUCAAAAAAUGGAUUCCGAGCAGCCGUACGAUGUAUCGGAAAGCGAUAGCGACUACGAUUCCGAUGAUUCGCAAGAUGAUCCAACUUUUGAUCUUCUUGAGGAGACACAAUCCUCUCUUUCAAAACUCUCAAUCAAAAAACAGAAAUCUAUGGAUAUGUCUGCCAGGCGGAAUGUUUCUAAGACAUUGGAAGAUUGCGUUGAGGAAGAGAAGGAUCUGGACGAGAUAGUACCAGAGCUUGAUGAGAAGGAUAAAAAAAGCUAUGAAACUGUUCAGAAGAUAAUCAAAGCUGGUCAGAUUGAGAAAUUGAAAGUGGAGCAAUGCAAGGUUUACCUAAGGAAAAACGGGCUGAGAUUGACGGGUACCAAAGAUACACUUAUCGAGCGCAUUAAAGAGCACACUGACAUCCUCGAUGGUCGUGGAGAGGAAAAGUAUCCCCCAUCUAGUUUUGUAUUGAACUGCAAAGGGGACGCGUGCACUGGGGAUGUUGUUAUGUUUGAACAAAAUGUAUAUGAAAUGUUCAGCAUUGCAUCCAGGAGUGCUACUGGCCCUCCCUGUGGAACAAGAAUAGUAGCAGGGCGGAUUGUGAAGGAGAGCUAUGGUGCUAAAAAGCAGCAACAUACCUUUACGGUUGAGGUAUUGUGGAGUAAAGGGGAAAAACCGCUGCCUCCACUUCAUCCUCUCCUCAUUAAGGGCAGAAACCUCUAUAGAUUAAAAACAUUGCGACAGAAAUGGGACGAUGAAGCAGAACGGCAGAAAAAUUUAUCAGAGAAGCAUGCCAGAGGUUCCGUAGCUCGAUCUAGCAGGGAAACACGUGUCCAAGAGAAGGAAAUGCGAAAGAUGCGAAGGGAAAACAGGGUAAGCACAGAUUACAAGGAGAAGAAAACAGUAGCUGAGAGUAAAGGGAAACAGCUGCAUUCUCGCUCGAUGAACUCUUUAAACAAGAAUGAUCAGCCUCAGGUAGAAGUGGUGUACAACAGCCAAAAAGAUGAACAAAAGCAAUUCAGAAAUUAUACAAAUGUAGUCAUACAGGAAAAUGUCUUCCCUAGAGAAUAUAGGCCAGAAGAAAGGCAUAAUCAGAGGCAGCCUUUGACUAAUGUGAACCUGAAUGAUCCUAGUUCUAACAGGGAGAAGCAUAACUCAAAUAUGCAUAUGCAUAACUCAAAUAGGCAUAUGCCAAUGUGGAGGGGCCCUAGCUAUGGAGGUAACACAAACAAUUUUAAUAUUCCAACGUGGAGGGGCUAUAGUGAUGGAAGCUACAACAACUGCAAUACUAGUAGAAGUCCAUUGCGAGGACGUGGUCAUAUGUAUACAGGAGGUCAUGGUCAUUCACAAAACUAUAAAUCUCCACAAAGAACUGAGAAUUGGCAAGCAAGGAAUGGAAAGCGUCCAUUUCAAGGACAGCGCGAGGAACAGAAGCCUUGCCACUUUUAUGCUCAAGGAAGAUGCUACUAUGGGCAUAGUUGCAAGUACUUGCAUGAUUCUGUAGAUAUUUAAACAUUCAGGUGAAAGAGCAGCAAGUAAGGAAGCUUUGAGAGAUCUUCAUAGAUCAACUAAUUUUUGGUCCCUUUUUUUGGGUGACAAAUCUUUUGUCUCAGGGAUACUGUUAUUGUUCACAAAAUGCUUGAAGAACAAACUAAUUUUUGAUUUUGUUGAA